Messenger RNA from Megalops cyprinoides (Indo-Pacific tarpon), 889 nucleotides. RefSeq names its product cationic trypsin-like. Lineage: Eukaryota; Metazoa; Chordata; Actinopteri; Elopiformes; Megalopidae. Bases 73 to 888 code for a protein of 271 amino acids. Gene Ontology annotation, molecular function: serine-type endopeptidase activity. Gene Ontology annotation, biological process: proteolysis. The record is from RefSeq and is a predicted model, not a curated record. The transcript has 7 exons.
AACGUAUCCACAUUUGUGCUGUCGCAUUUGACAUGGCCUCAGAAACCUGGAGGUGUGCUCCCGCAUCAGGUAAUGCUUCUGGGAUCCCAGGAGCUACUACUGCAGGGGUUCCAGCACAAGGGAGCACAGGAAGCCAGAGAAGGCAUACCACUGUCUGUUCCCCCAUGUGAUGAGGAAGGAGCAGAGAGAGUAUUAUUAAGCUUGCUAACAUUUUGCCACAUCAUCUUGCAUUCUGUCUGGUCUAUUGGAGCCACCCCAGGGGAACGUUACAAAAGGAUUGCAAAUGGGUGCCUAUCCAAUGAAGCAGGCUACCAGGUUUUUGUCACUAAUAGUCAACAGUCUUCCAGAUGUGGAGGCUCCCUGAUCUCUUCCAAGUGGGUCCUCACUGCUAAACACUGCAAUAAAGCUGAUCUUACUGUGUACUUGGGCAUCCGUGAUCUUACCAAGCUGAAUAAACUACAUGCACGUACUGGUGAUGCACAUCCACACCCUGAACAUGACAUCAUGCUCAUCAAGCUGCAUAAGGAAGCUCCCCGUAUGGCCCCAACUGUCAGUCUCCCUAAUAACUGCAAAGACAAAAGGCCCCCAAAAGACAUUGAAAAAGAACAACUUCUUGUUGCUGGAUGGGGACUUGACGAAAAGGGAACUAAACCUGACAUAUUGCGAUGUGUGAGAAUUGAAAGGACUGCUUCAUGUCCAGUGGAGGAAACAUUUUGUGCUGGAACAGAACACACAGGAACUAGUCCUGGUGACUCUGGAGGAGGUCUUGUGUUUGAAAAGAAGAACAUGGUGUAUGGAGUGACACGUAGUGGCUGUCAGAUUGGCUGUACCUCCUUCAUGAAUGUGUGUUACUUCCUGCAGUGGAUCAAAGAGGAGAUGAAAAAAUAGC